UCUUGCAGCCACUUCUCUCUCUCUCUAUAUCUCUCUGUCUCUGUCCCUCUCCCAUCAUCUGUCAGCCAUCAUGAUUAACACCUACAGCUCUAACCUUCAUCCGCCGCCGGUGCCUCCACGGCCUGGAACCCAAAGCUCAAUGCGGAACUGGACCCGGUCCCGGUCGCACGUCAGGUUCCUCUGUGCAGCCUUUGUGGUCCAGACAGUGGUCACUAUUGCGCUGUUCCUCUAUCUGUUCCAGAGGAUUGACGCAGCAAGUAAUGAAAACAACAGCACAUUCCAUAAUGACCUCAUAGUGCUGAAAAGGCUGGAGGAAUGUGAGAGCAAUAGUCUGGACAGUGGCUCCCUGUUGGACUGCAGCAAGGUUCUACAGAAAUUCCAGGGGAUUAUAUCAAAGCUAUCACAAAUUGAAGGAAAGGCCUGGGGUCUCUCAGCACCUGGCACCCCUAGUGGCACAGAAGCCCGGGCACAGAUGACAAUCAUGGCAUCUUCAGGUCAAACCCUGAAAUGGAACCGGGAUUACUCCAUGCUGAAGAACGUGGAAUACUACACCAGGAGCAGAUCGCUGCAGAUACGCGUCCCUGGAUAUUACUUUGUCUACUCCCAGGUCACCUUCUCCAAAGCGCAUCCCAAAACCCCCCUGGCCCAGUUCGUCAUGCGCCGGAGGAGCUCAGCAGAGAGGGCAGGGGAGGACCUCCUGCUGAAAGCGUUCUGCAGCCCGGGGAGCAAUGACCUCUGCACCUCCUACCAAGCAGGGAUGUUCAGACUGGAGGAAGGGCAGCAGCUCUAUGUCAAUGUGACAGACUCCAGCCUGGUCAACUUCGAAGUGACCACGACCACGUUCGGAUUAUUCCUGAUGCAGCCCGUCCCUUAAAAUGACCGUGCCGUUUCUCACGCGAGGUCAAUACGGCGUGGGAAGACAAGAAGGAAUAUUAUUAUGAGUGAUGAGUGAUGAUGCUUUUGACCAAUAAAUGGGUCUCUGGGACAACAGGGUCUCUUUGAACAUACUCAGAAGUUCUCCGGAACCAGAGAUUGACCGUUAUAUUUUUUGAAAGCUCAGAAUAAGUGAACCAGAGCAGUGGAGCGUGAGCGUGAAGUUGAACUCUACAGGAAGUGGGAUAAUGGACCCCCCCCCCCCCUUCCAUGGAGAACACAUUAACAAUGGAAUGUUACCACCUCUUCGUUUUCAUGUGAUUUCCAUAUUUGAAAUGGCACUACAAUCCAAUAUUAUGCUGCACUGUCCAAAUUGAGAAAGCUUAAGGGCACAAGUGAAGGGCAUUUAUAUGUAUUUCAUAUCUUUUGCGUGUAUUCUGGCAGUGGUUGCACUGAUGUCCCCACCCUCUCAAUGUAGAUUGAAGCAGAUAUUUUUCUGGGUAUGCUGAUUUUGGUGUGGAAAAUAUUCACUGUCCUGUGUGUUGGUGUCUCAGAGGAACAUAGGGGAGAAAGAUAAAUUUCUCCAGCUUGUGACUUAGGAUCGCAAAACCGGGGACAAAAAAUACCCGUCAUCUGUGCCCAUCGAUCCAUGCAUCUGUUUACUGUACACUAGCAGGUCUCUGCAAGCAGCAGACUAACAGUAGGCCGUUUGUAAAGAUGUUAUGACUGAUAAGUCGUGGAUAAGGGAACAUUCACACUUUAUUUUCCAGUUAGAUCUGCCAACACAUUUCCAUUCAGGAGGCGGUUAUUUUCCAGUAUAAUCGGUUUUGGGCUUUUUAAAAAAUAAUUUAUGGUCCUGUUUUUCUCUGUGUAUAUAUAUCGCUUUAAUUUAUUAUAAACAUUUUUCCUUGCCAUAAAAAUGCUUGUAUUUAACUGACUAGCUGUUAAAUGAAGUAUCUUGUAUAGAAUUGUAUUUGUUUUAAAUAAAUUUACAUAAGCUUUAUUUAUAAA
Anguilla anguilla (European eel) is the source of this 1884-nucleotide messenger RNA. Its product is annotated as CD40 ligand-like. The coding region runs from base 71 to 874 and encodes 267 amino acids. Lineage: Eukaryota; Metazoa; Chordata; Actinopteri; Anguilliformes; Anguillidae. The transcript has 5 exons. Gene Ontology annotation, cellular component: membrane. Gene Ontology annotation, biological process: immune response. The record is from RefSeq and is a predicted model, not a curated record. Gene Ontology annotation, molecular function: tumor necrosis factor receptor binding.